AUGUCUCGUCGUCUUUCUAUCCUCAAGGGUGACGACCUUGUUCCCGCCGACAGCAUUCACCCCGAGACACCUAGUCUUACCGAGACUAACCCUCUUAUGCGUCAGGUAGUCACUCCCCCGUCUCUCAGCUCUUCCCAGUCUGAAGAUACCGACAUGGAUUCCUAUUACUCCAAUCUUCCCGUCGGUCUCAAGCCCUCCGUUAUUCCCCCUCGCGAUGAUGUCCUUCCAGGACAUGUCCGUCUUCUUGGCGGAUUCAUCUGUCCUGCUAAUCCUGCUGAAUCCAAGGAGGACGAUGACACCGAGGCUAGUUUUUAUCACUGCCCAGCUGAUAUUCUCGAGGCCAAGGACGCUGGUGAGUUCCCCAGUGAGAAGACUCAGGGUGAUGGCAAGCCUGAGGUCACUUCCCCAAAGGCUCCCCAGCCCCCCAUGCUCUACCUUCGUGGUAUUAGCACUCCUCCAGUUCCAGCUGGCCCGACAUCUUCACCCUUCCAAGGCUACAGCACUCUGUACCAGGGUAUCAACCCCCCUCUCCCUCAGUCUGUCGGCCAUGAGCAUCUUCAGCCUGUCGACCCCUUGAAUCGACUUCGUAUGACACCUCAUCAUGCGAUGAAUCCCCCCAGCCCUGACUUUGUUCAGCCCAUUACCCCUUACCACCCCAAGCCAAUCGUGCCUGGUCUUCCUGAGCCUAUCAGCCCUCAUCCAGCUCAGCCUAUCGUCUACUACCAUGCUGAGCCUAUUGACCCUCGUGCUCAGGCUGUCGGUGUUCACCCCUUCCAACCCAUGGUCGCUCACUAUGCUGACCCUAAUAACCCCGAAUCUUUUCAGCCUUCUACCCCCUACAACUCGCAGGCUGUUGCUGUUUAUCAUCCCCAGCGCAUCGGCUCCCUGGGCGAGAUGCUCAGCCCAUCUCCCAACGAGGCUCCCACCCCUACUCCCCCUCACCAUUGCUCCAUCACCACAUUCAACCCUGAGGCGAGUGAGUUUACUCCCAGCCCCACCGGACCUGGUAUGAUUACCUAUGAGGCAAGUGAGUUUACUCACAACCCUACCGAUCUUGGCAUGAUCCCCCACGAGGAAGUUGGCGUUGAGGGUUUCGGUGGUCUGAAAGCUAACUCUCAAGCUCCUAUAGUCGAUACUAUCCAGGAUACUUACAGCCAGAUCCUAGCCAUCGAGGAUGAGCGUGAUCGUGAAGACGCGAUCAACGACUUCUACUAUAAGCAGGCUCGUCCUUGGACUGAUGAGGACACUCGUCGCGAGAAGGAAGAGCAGGAGCUCGAGGAGCGCAAGCGACGUUUCGGCCGCAAGAAGUAA
Fusarium odoratissimum NRRL 54006 is the source of this 1311-nucleotide messenger RNA. RefSeq lists its product as uncharacterized. The coding region runs from base 1 to 1311 and encodes 436 amino acids. The transcript has a single exon. Lineage: Eukaryota; Fungi; Ascomycota; Sordariomycetes; Hypocreales; Nectriaceae. The record is from RefSeq and is a predicted model, not a curated record.